Messenger RNA from Vicia faba (fava bean), 765 nucleotides. The record is from the annotation of a GenBank genome assembly. NCBI's taxonomy places the organism in Eukaryota, Viridiplantae, Streptophyta, Magnoliopsida, Fabales, Fabaceae.
AUGAAGAAAUUGCUACUACUGCUAAAACCCUCUGGUUUAUCAGCGCAACCUUCCCACACUCACCCCCGGGUCUUACACUUUUUGAAUAACAGGCAGAAGGUGCACGGUGAAUCCGUAAACUUUUGUCAAGAAAUUUUUCAGAAAAAGUCAGUUGAAUGGAAAUCAGUGCUUGGAAACAAUUUGACAGAGCCCAUCAAUGAUGUGGACCUGGUUGUUGCAAUUGGUGGUGAUGGAACUCUUCAGCUGGCUAGCCAUUUAAUGGACGACAAAAUUCCUGUUCUUGGAGUGAACUCAGAUCCUACUCGGAUUGAUGAGGUGGAAAAAUUCAGUGGUGAGUUUGAUGCUGCUAGAAGCACGGGCCAUCUUUGUGCUGCAACUGUUGAAAACUUUGAACAAGUUCUAGAUGGUAUAGUCGAAAAUCAAAUAGCUCCUUCCAAGUUAACAAGGAUCAAGAUAUCUGUAAAUGGGUUAGACUUGCAAACUUAUGCUCUCAAAGAUAUCUUAGUUGCAAAUCUGUGUCCUGCUUCAAUCUCUAGAUUCUCCUUCAGAAUUGCAAAGGAAAAUCAACUAUUUUCGGCACUAGUUAACGUUAGAUCAAGCGGUCUAAGGCUUUCAACAACUGCCGGUUCAACGGCUUCAAUGCAUUCAGCAGGUGGAUUUCUGAUGCCCAUUUUAUCCCGGUUUCUCCAGUACAUGAUUUCUCCCAAGGCACCUAGUCUGAAACUUUUCUUGCCUGAUCACUUGUUACGAUUAGCAAAGAUGUAA